This is a messenger RNA of Prunus dulcis (almond), 962 nucleotides long. RefSeq names its product calcium-binding protein CP1. Bases 75 to 563 code for a protein of 162 amino acids. The record is from RefSeq and is a predicted model, not a curated record. The transcript has a single exon. NCBI's taxonomy places the organism in Eukaryota, Viridiplantae, Streptophyta, Magnoliopsida, Rosales, Rosaceae. Gene Ontology annotation, molecular function: calcium ion binding.
UCCUCCAUACGAGCCAGUCUACGACUCGAUUCUUCUUUUCUAAACACCAACCACACGCCGCAAUUAGCAUCACAAUGUGUCCCUCUGGCCGCACCCUCUGCGCAGAGACCGCCACAACGACGACCAUGACCUCAGAUUUCCGGCCAGCCUUCGACGCCCUCGACUCCGACCGCGACGGCAAGAUCAGCAAAGACGAUCUCCGAGCCUUCUACGCCGGAUUUUCCAGCUCCGGCGCCGACGAAAAUCUCAUCGGAUCGAUGAUGUCGGUCGCCGAUUCCAACAAGGACGGCUUCGUCCAAUACGACGAGUUCGAGCGCGUUUUGGGCGGCGGCGGCGGUGCAAGAAGCUCGGGGGGAGUGAUGGAGGACGCGUUUAAGGUUAUGGACAAGGACGGGGAUGGGAAGCUCGGCCACGAGGAUUUGAAGAGCUACAUGAGCGCGGCUGGCUUCGCCGCCACUGAUGAAGACAUCAAGGCCAUGAUUAUAUUGGGCGGUGGCGAUGACAACCAAGGCGUGUCUUAUGCUGGCUUGCUCAAGAUCUUGGCCGUUGAUCAUGUCGGCUAGCUAGAGACUUUGUCCUCUCAUUGAGUCGUUGGCCAGUUGCCAGGUCUUAAUUCUUGUUUAUGUAACAAUAAUAAAUGUAUUUAAUUAUUUACAUGGAGUAAAACGCUCCAGCUAGCUAGGGUAGAACUAGAAGGAGGAUUUUAUUUUAUAUUUCCUAGGCAAUCCGAGGUAGUGGGAAACAAAAUUAUGGUUUUGUUUGAAUUUGAAUCAAGUGAGUGAUGCCAGAGCAAAAUUUGUACGGGUCCUGUUUCGUUUCCGUCGGGUUUGUUUUAUUAUGUGUUUGUUUUGUUUGUUAGCACUUGGCUCCAUAGACGCAUAUCACAUGCAGGGAAUCUUUUGGAUUUCCUUUUAUCAGUGUGCGAUAUUUUCUUCUAAAGACAUCGUGGCAUAUUAAGCACA